UCUGCCGGAUAAAGAGUCCAGAGAGAUCACUGACUCCCCCGUCACGCCAGCUGGUUUCCCGCCACCGGAGAAGUCUGCCCUGAGUCCGUACCGUUGGCCGGCCAUGUCUUCCACGCUGCUGCUGAAAGUGAUGCGCUGUGGGCGCUCUGGCGUCGCGCGACAGGCUGUCCUUGCCGGGCGUGCCACACCGGAAACACCUGCACAGGUGUGUGGAGUGGCAUGUGUGCGGUGGGCCGGCGGUUCAGUCCGGUUUGGUUUGGACAACACCGGGAGACCAGUGACCUGGGACUCCUUCGGCAUCUGGGACAACAGGAUAGAGGAACCCAUAAUACUGCCAUCUAGUGUCAAAUAUGGGAAACCAAUACCACAGGUCAGUCUGUCCAAGGUUGGUUGCUCGUCGGUACUUGGUCUGAGGAAGCAAAAUGAGGACCGUCUCAGGGUGGCCCGUAUCCAUGACAACCUGCUUUACUUUGCUGUGUUCGAUGGCCACGGGGGUCCGCACGCCGCCGACUACUGCUAUAUCUUCAUGGAGAAACACAUCAGAGACGCUUUGGAGGAAGAGGAGGAUUUGGAGAAGGUCCUGACCAAAGCCUUUCUGGAUACAGAGCAGGCCCUGCACACACACCUCCGCUAUGUUGAGAAUGGUGAAACGUACACAGCGUCCUUCCUGAAAGCAGGCACCACUGCAACGGUUGCUGUGCUGCGGGACGGGGUGGAGCUUGUGGUAGGAAGUGUCGGUGACAGUCGGGCACUGCUCUGCAGGGAUGGACAGGCACACAAACUCACCCACGAUCACACGCCGGACCGCAAAGACGAGAUGAAGAGGAUUCGGCAGAGCGGAGGUUUUGUCACAUGGAACAGUGUGGGUCAGGCUAAUGUUAACGGCAAGUUGGCGAUGACACGAAGCAUCGGGGACUUCCACCUGAAGACCAGCGGGGUCAUCGCUGAGCCGGAAACCAGACGCCUAACCGUGAAGCAUGCCAGCGACUCCUUUCUGGCCCUGACCACAGAUGGAAUCAACUUCCUGUUAAGUGACCAGGAGAUCUGUGAUGUCAUCAACCAGUGCCACGACCCCACAGAGGCUGCAGAGGUCAUCUUACAGCAGGCGUUGCAGUACGGCUCGGAGGACAACGCUUCCGCCAUCGUGGUCCCGCUAGGAGCCUGGGGGAAACAGACGAGCCCCGUCCCCCUUUACAGCGUGAGCCGCAACUUCGCUUCAACGGGGAGAUGGGCUUGAAGGACACACACACACACACACACACACACACACACACACACACACACACACACACACACACACACACACACGCAUGCACAAACAUUUUUACAAUGAUUUUCAGAAGUUGGAGCCCUCCGCAGUCGUUGUGUAACCUCUGGGGUGUCCGAGAGACACCCUGGAGGACAACGCAGGACGCAGGGACUUGCUAGUUUCUUUACGCUGAUGAGCCAAAACAUUACGACCCCCUCACAGGCGAACCGUAUAACGCUGAUCCUCUCCAGACAUGAGCACGUGAUAGUGAGCAAAGCAUCAGUUCAGGUAGUCACCGUGUUGCAUGCAGGAGUGAAGACCCGAGCCACUUUGACAAGGGCCACAUGGUUCUAGCCGGACGACCGGGUCAGAGCCUCUCUGACACGGCAAGGCCUGGGGAGGGCUCCUGGUCAGCAGUGACGAGUACCUCCCGCCUGACAUCCAAGGAGGGACGAACCACGAGCUGGCGACAGGGUGGCGAGCGCCUGAGGCUCAUUGGUGCGUGAGGGCAGCGGAACAAGGGGGCCUGGUCCGAUGGGUCCCGUUUUCUGUUAGAUCUUGGGGUUGUUGUGUACGUGCGCGCAGUGUAGCUGGGGAGGUGACGGCAACAAAGAGGACACGCCAGCGGGGGGCAGUGUGAUGCUCUGGGCAGCGCUCUGCUGGGAAACCCUGGCUCCGGCCAUUCAUGCGGACGUCCAUGUGACGCGUGCCAUCUUCGCAGACCAGGUGCAGCACUUCAUGGCCAGCGGUCUUCCCUGAUGGCUGCGGCGUCCUUCAGCAGGAUGACGCUCCCUGCCACACCGCACACGUUGUUCAGGAGGGGUUUGAGGAACGCGGUGAAGUGUUAAAAGCGUCGCCGUGGCCUUCAAAUUCUCAAGCUCUCAAUCCCAUUGAGCGUCUGUGGGACGUGCUGGACUGACGAGUCGGUUCCACAGCAGCUCCACCUCACAACUUACAGGACUUGGAGGAGCUGCUGGUGACAUUUUGGUGCCGGAUACCGCAGGACACCUUCAGAGGUCUUGUGGAGGCCACGCCUCAGCACGCCGGUGGGGUUUUGGCAACACAGGGAGGACCGACCAACAGCACGUUAUGUCGGUGGUCGUAAUGUUUUGGCUCAUCUGUGUAUAGCUAUAGUUACCUGCCUCAGCUACAGCCAGGAUAAUGUAUAUGUGUAUCAUGUCACUGUCAUGCCACUGUCAUGUCACUGUCAUGUACAUACAGAGGGUAUUUGUGUGGAAUAUGCAUUGAGUUUGCAUUUAAGUCUAUCACUUGUUAAACUGCAGUAUGUGAGCGAGUGUGUGUGAGUAAGUGAGUGAGUGUGUGUGUGUGUGUGUGUGUUUGGAGUGUAACACGGUAACACACCAUGGUGAUGUUAUUGGUAUUAUAUAGAUUCGUUGAAAGAGAUGGAUGCUUUUAUAAUGUGAAGUAAAAAUCAGUGUAACCCAGGAACACAGUUGAGUUAAUCCCUGUGAAUGUUAAUAUUUUUGUAUAUACAUGCAACUGCUGUAUACUGGUUACAAAUUAUUGUUGUCUUUGUUAUAAUUAUAACAUAAGUAUAUGAUAU
This is a messenger RNA of Lampris incognitus (smalleye Pacific opah), 2813 nucleotides long. Its product is annotated as protein phosphatase 1K, mitochondrial-like. The coding region runs from base 104 to 1237 and encodes 377 amino acids. Gene Ontology annotation, molecular function: cation binding; protein serine/threonine phosphatase activity. The transcript is spliced from 9 exons. Gene Ontology annotation, biological process: protein dephosphorylation. Lineage: Eukaryota; Metazoa; Chordata; Actinopteri; Lampriformes; Lampridae. The record is from RefSeq and is a predicted model, not a curated record.